AUGGCGUUCCAGCGGGCCCCUUUUGUCCGGGCUGGGUGUGGGGCCUACAAACCUAGGCUGGCCCUCAGGCAAAACCAGCCUUUGCACAAGCCUGGGGCAGCCACUAUUCACAUGAAUAGUAGCUGCCCUAGCCCUCCCCUUUGUCAUGGCAAAGGACAAAUGGGUGGAGUUGCUCUUAGAGCAAGUCCACCCCAAAAGGCUAAGGCAAGGCAAGGGCUGCCACUAUUCACGUGA
Messenger RNA from Prunus armeniaca (apricot), 234 nucleotides. Lineage: Eukaryota; Viridiplantae; Streptophyta; Magnoliopsida; Rosales; Rosaceae. The record is from the annotation of a GenBank genome assembly.